GCUUCCGGAGCCAGUGGUCAGUUGUGCUCGGUGGUGAUUGGGCUAAUUCAAAUUCACGUCGUCCAAUGAUUGAGCGGCUUUCGCGCGGGCUCUUCCCAAACGCACCAAUGGGCGCUGCGUCGCCGGCAUAAAGUCCGCCGCCCGCCCACUUUGCGUUCACUAGUUUGCGGCGAAAAUGGCGAGAACCAAGCAGACGGCCCGCAAGUCGACCGGCGGCAAAGCCCCCAGGAAGCAGCUGGCCACCAAGGCCGCCCGCAAGAGCGCCCCGGCCACCGGCGGCGUCAAGAAGCCUCACCGCUACAGACCCGGCACCGUGGCCCUCCGCGAGAUCCGCCGUUACCAGAAAUCCACCGAGCUGCUCAUCCGCAAGCUGCCCUUCCAGCGCCUGGUCAGGGAGAUCGCUCAGGACUUCAAGACCGACCUGCGCUUCCAGAGCUCGGCCGUCAUGGCUCUGCAGGAGUCCAGUGAGGCUUACCUGGUCGGCCUGUUCGAGGACACCAACCUGUGCGCCAUCCACGCCAAGCGGGUCACCAUCAUGCCCAAGGACAUCCAGCUGGCCCGCAGGAUCCGCGGAGAACGGGCUUGAGUGCCUCCGAACCAAACCACAACGGCUCUUUUCAGAGCCAACGCA
Phyllopteryx taeniolatus (common seadragon) is the source of this 631-nucleotide messenger RNA. Its product is annotated as histone H3-like. The record is from RefSeq and is a predicted model, not a curated record. The transcript has a single exon. Lineage: Eukaryota; Metazoa; Chordata; Actinopteri; Syngnathiformes; Syngnathidae. Gene Ontology annotation, molecular function: DNA binding; structural constituent of chromatin; protein heterodimerization activity. Bases 176 to 586 code for a protein of 136 amino acids. Gene Ontology annotation, cellular component: nucleosome.